AUGAUGAGACUAAACCGGGGGCGUCUUUUGUCCCAUUGGUGCUCUUCCCCAAUCCAGAGAUAUAGAGUCGCCGUGCUCCCAGGCCACUAUAGCCGUCAUCUCUCGGUAUAUCCGUCUCUUCGAUCUAAGCAGACGCCGGACUUUAGCUCUGGCUUUACCAGAAGCUAUGAUCCUACACAGGAAUCUGGCCGUGGCCCCAUGUUUAGAAAAGUAAAUUUCGGAGUACCGCAAUUCUACCCUCGUGAUUUGAAAAGGCGUGUGGACGAAUACGUUGUGGGCCAGGACCGUGCUAAAAAGACAAUAUGCGCUGCCAUCUUCAACCACUACCAGAAUCUCAGGAGAAGACGUCAGCACGAGCAAGAGGACAAGGAGAAGCAUGAGAAACUCAUGCGCCAACGGUUCGCACGUGAUAGAGAGCUGUCCCAAAGGCGAUGGGAUGCUCCCCCCCUCGAAGACGAAGUUCCCGGACAAAGUUCCUCAGCCCGCCAGGCGUCUGAGCUCGCAUCCGAAGCAAGCUUUAAUGCUCCGAUUUUCAAGCCCGAGGAGCCGGCUGUUGCCGAGCACGUCAAGAUUGACAAGAGCAACAUCCUUGUGAUUGGGCCGACUGGUGUUGGCAAGACGUACAUUCUAGAAACUUUGAGCAAGAAGAUACAAGUACCGCUCACCAUCUGCGACUGUAACUCCCUAACCCAAGCAGGCUACAUUGGACAAGAUGUGGAAUCCUGCAUCGAAAGGCUACUCAUAGAAGCAAAUUACGAUGUCAAGGCGGCAGAGCACGGCGUGGUGGUCUUAGACGAGUUUGACAAGCUAGCAAGACGAGAGACAACAACGGGUCGAGAUGUGAGCGGCGAAGGUGUUCAACAAGCCUUGCUCAAACUCGUUGAGGGAACAAAGGUCACCAUCAACGUCAAGGACAAUCGUUCUUCUCGUGCGGCUACGCCCAUUCCCACAAAUUACACCGCUUCCGGUGCCCCGACAACAUCAAUGCCGGUUAGCAGUCCGCCAGGCAAAGUGGACCAGUACACCGUCGACACCACCAACAUUCUCUUCGUCUUCUGCGGUGCUUUCGUGGGGCUGGAUAAGAUUGUUCUUCGGCGGGUCUCAAAGCCAGCCAUGGGAUUCGGAGGAGAUGUUCAAAGUCGACAAGCCGGGGCGGGAAACAACUACAACCUGCCACCUGAAACAUACGCCCACCUAGCACACUACAGCCCACAGUCUGCACCAAGUUUCACUCCAAUGGAUUUGGUAGUAUCCGAGGACCUCCAGCGGUUCGGGUUUAUUCCUGAGAUUAUAGGCCGACUGCACAACAUCUGCGCCCUCAGCCCGUUGUCAAAAGAAGACCUCUAUCGAAUUCUCACCGAGCCACGCAAUAGCCUAGUGGCUCAGUAUACCGCACUGUUUGAGACAUAUCCGUCUCAGCUAUACUUUACUGAAAAAGCACUAAGCGCCAUUGCUGAACGCGCACUGGCAGCCGAAACGGGUGCACGAGGGCUGAAGAUGGAGAUGGAGCGCGUUUUAGCUGAACCAAUGUUUGACGCCCCGACGCCAUACGUCCUCAUCACUGAAGCCUGCGUCAACGGGCAUGAAAAAGCACCGUACUGGGGGAAAGAUGGACGUCAUGAGCUUAUUCGGAGGAUGGAAGAAGAGCAAUUCAACCCACACAACACAGAGCACUCACUGGAGCAACUGGGGCAGGUAGACGAAGGUAGAGGAUGA
Molecule: messenger RNA, 1716 nt
Organism: Trichoderma harzianum CBS 226.95
Lineage: Eukaryota; Fungi; Ascomycota; Sordariomycetes; Hypocreales; Hypocreaceae
Exons: 3
Coding region: 1-1716 (571 amino acids)
Biological process (GO): proteolysis; protein catabolic process
Cellular component (GO): mitochondrial matrix
Molecular function (GO): ATP binding; ATP hydrolysis activity
Source: RefSeq, a predicted model, not a curated record